AUGCAGACGAUACAGAGACUUUAUCCAAGUGAAAGAGAGAUCGAGAGAUCUAAAGAUGUAAUAGAUGUGAAUUCAUCGUCUAGUGAAGAGGAUAAUACGAAUAGUGCCAUUACUUCCAGCAACGAGGUUGUAGGACCCACUGAUGAAAACCUUGAUAUUAUGGAAGUGAAAGUUUUCGAUGUAUACAUGGAUGAUGAAAAGCAUGUCAUGCGUUUACCUCCUGAUAUUUUCACUUAUCAAAAUAAAAAGCAUAAUGGUAACAGUAGUGGUAACAAUGACGAUAACAUCGAAGAUGAUGUAGAAUUGUUAAAUACUGGUUUAGGUAAAGAUUCAACUAAGCUCAAUCGCGAUUUCUUUGAAAGAAUAAAAUCAAAGAAAAAAAUACCAAAUGAAGAGAAAUUACGUUUAUCAUUAGAAGAAGAAGAAGAAUCUUCAAGUUCCAAUAAGUUUAAUACCCCAAUCACAACUGGUCUAAAUUCUUCCAAUUCAUUAUACCUGAAUGACAAAUGGCCAAGUGCUGUAGAAAAUGCAUUCUUAGAUUCUUUAAGAUUGAUUACUAAAAACGGCACUUAUAAAAUUAAAAUAAUGGAUAAAAAUUAUGGCAGAAAUGAAUUGAUCUCAUGUUAUAUAAAAUACAUGACUGGUGAAGUCAGAACUAAAAAACAAAUAUCUUCUCAUAUUCAAGUAUUAAAAAAAUCAAUUCAUUCAAAGAUUAAAAGUCAUAUUAAAUUAGAUAAAUUGGAAGAAGAAAUGUACGAAUUGAUAGAAAAUGGCGCUAGACAUACUGCUGAAUCAAGUAAAAAUUUCUAUAAAGUUUUCCAAGAAAUUAUCGGAACUUUACAAAGACCAGAUAGUGACGGUACUUUUAAACCUGGUACUCCUUCUGCUUUAUCGUCAAGUUUAAUCACACCACUAACUACAAGUCAAUUGAUACAAGAUAGAAUAAUUCCAACAACUCCUUUAGAUCAUGCAAAGGUAAUUUAUGAAAAUUUAAAAGAUUAUAGAUGCAUUCCAGCUAAGAGAUAUUCAAAAAAUUUCUCUAAAGUAAAAGCUAAAAAAGUACAAUUACCAGAAAAAGUCUUAUUGAAAUUAGCUAGAGACGUUGAAAAACAACAGAGGGAUUUAAUAAGUAGAAGUUAUUCAAAAAAUCAACAGCAGAAAUCGGUAAAUAUGCCUUUAACUAUCACUCCAAAUUCACCAGGACAAAUGAUGCCACCAAAUAUGAAUAUGAAUAUGAAUAUGAACAUGAAUAUGAACAUGAAUAUGAACAUGGGUAUGAAUAACAACGGUAACGGUAACAAUAUGAAUAACAACAUAAAUAAUAAUGGUAGCAACAUGGGUAUUCGUAAUGUUUAUUUCCCACAACAAGUAAUGUCACCUAUAGGACGUUAUCAAAUGCCAUAUCAACAAAAUAUCGAGGUGGAUAGAUCACAGAUGCCACCACCAAUGGUUCCACACCAUUACUUUGGCCAAUCUCAAUACUAUCGCUCCCAAUCACCACCAAAUUUUAAUGGUAACCGAAGAUUGAUUUAUAUGGGUAUGGGUAUAUCACCAAUCAGAGAAGAUUUCAUAGAUUCACCUUCCAAUUACGGUUUCAGAUAA
This is a messenger RNA of Vanderwaltozyma polyspora DSM 70294, 1602 nucleotides long. RefSeq lists its product as uncharacterized. NCBI's taxonomy places the organism in Eukaryota, Fungi, Ascomycota, Saccharomycetes, Saccharomycetales, Saccharomycetaceae. Bases 1 to 1602 code for a protein of 533 amino acids. Gene Ontology annotation, molecular function: DNA-binding transcription factor activity, RNA polymerase II-specific; RNA polymerase II cis-regulatory region sequence-specific DNA binding. The transcript has a single exon. Gene Ontology annotation, cellular component: transcription regulator complex. Gene Ontology annotation, biological process: regulation of transcription by RNA polymerase II. The record is from RefSeq and is a predicted model, not a curated record.